Molecule: messenger RNA, 588 nt
Organism: Cavenderia fasciculata
Lineage: Eukaryota; Evosea; Eumycetozoa; Acytosteliales; Cavenderiaceae
Exons: 4
Coding region: 1-588 (195 amino acids)
Biological process (GO): SRP-dependent cotranslational protein targeting to membrane
Cellular component (GO): signal recognition particle
Molecular function (GO): 7S RNA binding
Source: RefSeq, a predicted model, not a curated record
AUGACAAAAAAAGAACAACCAAUCAAGAGAGAAGAUAAACAACAAUUCCAACAACAACAACAACAACAACAACAGGGUGGCCCAAAACAACAACAAUUGCAACAACAAACAGCUGAAAAAUUAUCACCAGAAGCAGAGGCAAUCAAAAGACAACAAUUAGAAGCUGACGACCAAGAAUUCAAUAGAAUAGUCUACUUGGAAAAGGCAAUAGAACCAUUAACAAAAGCUGGAAAGUCAUCAGACCAAGUAGAGGAAUUCAAAGUGUACAUGAAAAUCAUCGAUAAUAUGAAGGCAGAGGAGAAAGCAAACCCAAAGGUUUUUGAGAAAUAUGCUUUCAAGAUUAAACAAAGAAUUUGUGCUGAUGCUGCAGUAUCUUCGUCUCAACUAUCAUCUAUGUUGACUACAUUUGGCAAUGCCAAGGUUAUCUUUGAUGUUUUAUCUAGAUACAAGAAACUUGGUAAAGAAAUUCCAAAGAAUGCAUCAGAGAUUCAAAAAUUCUUUAAAGAGAACAAAGAUGGUAUCAGAGACGAAAUGACAAAGAUGAGAAAGGAAGAGGAGCCAUCAAAGAAUAGAUUUAUGAUUAGAUAA